Vespa velutina is the source of this 2578-nucleotide messenger RNA. Its product is annotated as G-protein coupled receptor Mth2-like. The transcript has 2 exons. NCBI's taxonomy places the organism in Eukaryota, Metazoa, Arthropoda, Insecta, Hymenoptera, Vespidae. Gene Ontology annotation, biological process: cell surface receptor signaling pathway. Gene Ontology annotation, cellular component: membrane. Gene Ontology annotation, molecular function: transmembrane signaling receptor activity. Bases 96 to 1247 code for a protein of 383 amino acids. The record is from RefSeq and is a predicted model, not a curated record.
CGAAGUAACUCGGGGAAGAUGCUGUGUCCUAGAAUCGUGGAAAAAGGAAGAAAGGGAAUGGAGGGAAACGAGGUGUGCCAAUUUAAUCGACGACGAUGCAAAUCGCACCCUUCUUCCGUUUAUCGAAGGUAUAUAAUACCGAAAUGACGAGUACCAUGGUGGACUCAUGGGUAUGCUUCAAUGCUUGUUUCGAGUAUCGAUCUAACAACAGUUACAUCAUUCUUCAAAGGUUUCUCAAUCGUAAUGAAUCCUUUAACAUUAAUCUAGAGGAACGACAAGUUAAUGACAAUAACAGUCUAUGUGGGAUAAAAAAAGAAUUAAAAGAAGAGACCCAUUAUUGUCAAAGUAUUUUGACGCCAUUGAGUUUUUGGGGUGCCAACAUAGUUGUAUUCGCAAACGUUAUCUAUAUCUUACCAUAUCUUAUCGUUGUACUGAUUUAUUCGACGGUCUCCGGGCUACGUAAACGCGCUUACGAUGGCGCGGUCCUUUGUUACAAUGUUUCGCAGGUCAUCUUAAACUCUAUCCUCAUCGCCAUCGGAUGGUCCUUACUCUGUCGUGUCACUCUCUACUUCUCGGUGUACACUAUCUCCUGUUUGGCCCUGAUGUUUCUAUCGAUAUCUUCCACCUUCUGGCUCUUCGUCAUUUGCAUCGACAUGACCCUGGUCAUCACCAGACUCCAUUGGACGCCACCAACCGAUCCCAAACAGCAACGAGCUCAAGAAAGACGAAAGUUUCUGAUAUACUCUGUUUGGGUUUGGGGUAUAUCCUUCGUGCCGACGGCUAUUGCUUGUAUCGUCGAAUUAUCGCCUUUAGUACCAAAGAACUCGCCUAUCAAACCAAAUUUUCAUAACUUUUCCAACGGUCCCAAUAUAGCUGUCAUCGUCUACGUCGCAACUAUACCUAUACUUAUUUGUCUGAUGAACAGUAUAUUAUUCAUUUAUACAACUUAUAAGAUAAUCGUCAUUAAAAAGUCUAUUACUAUCGCGAGCAAGACAAAAAAUAAAACCAACGAAUCCUAUUUUAUGUUUCUCAAACUUUACUUUUUAAUGGAUUCACCAUGGAUUACCAGUGCUCUUGGUGCCAUCUAUACCGAACUUUGGGUGUUUAAGUUUCUUAGAAUGAUCCAACCGAUUCUAAUGCUGAUCGUUAUAUUGCCAAAAGAUUCACUUGGGAAUAGUUUUCAUAGGUGUAUUUUCUUUAAAUAUAAAUCUGUUAAUCAUAACAAAGAAAAUGUGGAAAUAAAGUAGUACCGUUUCUCAUUCAACUGUGACAGAUAAUCUUGAACGUGUCUGACGUUUUUUAAUUCAUGAAAAAAAUUAACAAAACUUUAAUGACUUGUGAUAAAUAAUUCUGAUAAAAUUAUAGUUAAAAAUCACUUUUCGCAUGAUCCAUCUCUUCAAUGAUUCGGUAACAAUGUUCUCUACAUUACCGAUCAUUCUUAAAUAAUGUCCAAUGACUUUUUAAAUUAGACAAUAAUUAUCUCAAUAACACGCAACAACAAAUUUUACUUCGAUCGUUUGGUAAAACGAUUAACACGCACGAACGAUGAUUCAUUUUGUUACGAAUCCGCUGUUUACUAAAGAUAACCAAAUGCAAUUAAAUUGAUUGCACGAACGAAUAAUAUCAGUAUAAUUAUUACUCGAACAAUAUGUUACGUUAAUUACAUAAAGACGAAUUAUAAGUUAUUAAUUAAACGAUCCAUUAAAUAUUUCUCAUAAAAGAUUGACGUUUAUUAAUCCAUCGUAUAAUGUCCAUCUCUGAUAUAUGUCUAUGAAGAAAAAUACAAAUAAAUAUUUAUUACGAUUCGUAAAAGAAAAAUAUGUGAAUGUGACUUACGAUUAGAAUUUUUAUUUUCAAAUUUUAACGUGAACGAAUAAAUCCAUCGAAGGAAUAUACAUUAUUACUUCUUAAUAGGGUUUAGGUCAUUUAUCAUGUCCUUUACGAAAGGAAAGCAAAAGGAUCGUCGAAUUGGAACGAGCAUCGUACGAUGAUGAAUGAUCAUUUAAUGCGAUAAAUAAUAUACGAUGAUUAGGAUAAGAGUCAGCAAUUAUAAAGAAUCGUUCCUGAGAAUGAUGGAACGCGUUCCGCAGCGCGUUAACACGGGCGAGUGCAUCGAGACAUGAGGGACAGACUACUAAACGUUCGCGGUCAGUGCGGUCAUUGCAGUUACCGUAAAAGAGAAGCUCAAGCGACUUACUAUUUCAACAACGUCUUAACUUCGAGUCUCACUUUAGUUUCUAGAAGCAUAUUAAACCUCAGGAAAGAAACGACGAAAAAAAGAAAAAGAACAAAAAAAAAAAAAAGAUAGAAAGAAAAGCUUGUACGCCAGGUCUUUUUAUCUUUUCUUUUUUGUAUUUUUCUUUUUCUCAAUGAAGAUCAUUUUCUUUCGCUAAAAAUUAUUUUCUUUUCGUAUGAAAGAAUAUAUAUAUAUAUAUAUACAUAUAUUCCUCUCAUAUUUACUGUAUUACUUUUUGUAUGUAAUUAUAUCGUUAAUAUUAUUUCGUCGAGAAAAUAUAUACUCUCUCUCUCCCUCUCUUUAUCUCUCUACCUCUAUUUCUAUCUCUAUCUCUCUUUCUCU